CGCCAUUGUCAAACAUACAUACAUACAUUCAUUCACGUGCAUUUUUUUGAAAUACGAUUGCCAUGGAGAAUAUUGAUGAAGUUUCAGCAGUACCAAGAGAGCUUGAAGAAGCAUUGAAGAACAACAGCUUGACCACAGCUGCAGGCAAGAUUCAAGAUUAUUUGAAGGAGAUUAAUAAUGUGGAGCUGAAUAUUGCUGUCACAGGAGAGACAGGCUCUGGUAAAUCUACCUAUGUCAAUGCGUUCAGAGGCAUGAAGAAUAAUGAAGAAGGAGCUGCUUUAACUGGUGUGGUGGAAACCACCAUGGAGGCAAAGGCUUACCCCCACCCAAAAUACCCAAAUAUGAAAGUUUGGGAUCUCCCUGGUAUUGGCACCGCUAACUUCAAACCAGAAGAGUACCUUCAGAAAGUUGAAUUCGAUCGCUUUGAUUUCUUCAUCAUAGUCUCAUCAGAGCGAUUCAGAGCCAAUGACAUUACUCUGGCCAAGGAGAUCCAGAAGAUGAAGAAGAGGUUCUACUUUGUUCGCUCCAAGAUAGAUAACGACAUGAGGGCUGAGGGGAGAAAAGAGAAGUUUGACCAGGAUAAGACACUGGAAACAAUCAGACAAUACUGCAUCAAAGGGCUUGAGGAUCAGGGUCUGGGCUCUCCUAAGGUCUUUCUCAUCUCCAGUUUUGACCUUGGUCACUACGAUUUCCAUGACCUUGAGGAGACAAUAGAGAAAGAGCUUCCUGACCACAAGAGGCAUGUACUACUGUUGUCCAUCCCUAAUAUAACCCUGAAAAUCAACCAGAGGAAGAAGGAGGCUUUAAAAGCCAACAUGUGGAGGCUAGCUUUUGGAUCUGGCAUUGUGGCAGCAAUACCUAUCCCAGGCCUUUCCUUUGCUGUAGAUGUAAGCAUCUUGGUAAUUGAGAUCAAAAAGUACUAUAACGCUUUUGGUCUUGAUGAUGAGUCCCUGCAGAGCCUAGCUAACAGAAUGAAUGUGCCAGUGGAGGAGCUGAAAGCAGUCCUCAAGUCACCUCUGAACAAAUAAAUAAACAAUGAUGUGGUUGUCAAGUUCUCGCAGGGGUAACGGUGGUUGAGUACCUGUUCAGUAACAUUCCUAUUGUCGGCAGCUUAGCUGCCGCAGGGAUUUCCUUUGGUACAACCUACUACAUGUUGGGGAAAUGUCUGAAUGAGCUGGCUGAUGAUGCACACAAUGUUCUAAUGAAGGCACUGAUGGCCAAUGAGUGAGAUAAUGUUCAAGAUUGAAUUGCAAGCUAGAUCUGUGUAUCUCGUUCUUUCUUGAACACUGUCUUCAAACAAGGAAAUGCUGAUAAGUAGAUAAUUAAAUUAUGCCGCUUGAAAAUAAAUGUUCAAAUGUAAUUGAUCAAAGGAAAUGUAAGGUCACAAUAGUUUUAAUAUAGGUUAGCACAAUAUAACCUUACUGCGUUAGAUGGGAUAUUCAUAUUGGGAUCUACAGCUUUUUACUCAUAGUAAAUUACUCUGAAAAUAUAUAUUCACAGAAAAUAGACCUGCUUUUACAAUUUAACUUCAGUAUAAUCUAAUCCUAGCCUUUUGAGAACCAAAUUGGAUGUGCUUUGGAACAAUUGCAUGAUAUUUGAACAUGACUCCCUCUAGAAAGUGGAUUUGAAAAGAAUCCUAGUUUAGAAUGAACCAGUGUUAAUUGUCUAUAUAUAAAUUGUGGUUUUACCCAACAUUACUCAUUCAGUACAUAUGUUCUACAUGAGAACAAAUUAUUGACCAGUUUCCUGUGUUCUCUUCUGAAUCACAUUAAUCUUUAUCUAAAACCGUCACUCUUUACUUUCCCAUAUUAACUAGUGCAAUAUUGCAGUUCAUGAGCAGACCGCCAGAUGGUAGUAUUUAGCAGUUUUAGUGUUGGUUAUUCAAGGCAGUAGAUGGUAAUGAAAGGAAAACCUAGUCAGUUGUACAACUGAAAUGUGUCUUCCGCAUUUAGCCCAACCCCUCUGAAUCAGUAGAUGUAAACUCUAAAUAAAAACACAAGGUUAAGUAAUGCACAUGACAUAUUAUAGAUCUGUGGACUCUAAAUAGAGGGUUUUACAACAUGAGCCUUACAAAAAUAAAUUGCUCAUGUACCUGACUGAACGCAGUUUCUGAUACAACCAUUUAACUGACCACAGAUUCACAUUGUGUUGAAAACCAGCUACUAUAAUAGAUGGUGCUCAUACAGUAGAUAAGAGGUUGUUGGUAUGGGUUUUAUAGGACGUUUCUCUGCUGUCUAUGGUUGAGCCAUGUGUAUAAUGUAGUUUUUGAUGAAUACUCUGACAUCAUAUCAGCGGCGCUUUGGCCUGGAUGCAGAUUCAUUACAGCAGUUAGCGGAACUUAC
Oncorhynchus mykiss (rainbow trout) is the source of this 2342-nucleotide messenger RNA. RefSeq names its product interferon-gamma-inducible GTPase 10. Lineage: Eukaryota; Metazoa; Chordata; Actinopteri; Salmoniformes; Salmonidae. Gene Ontology annotation, molecular function: GTP binding. Gene Ontology annotation, cellular component: membrane. The record is from RefSeq and is a predicted model, not a curated record.